AUGUCACAAGUUAUCAAUACUCUCAUGCAGCUGGGCACGGAGUGUCAGAGGAACGGUUUCCAAGGCCCAACAUGCGGACCAAGACCCACGAAUAAACAGUAUCGUCAGUGGACAGAACAACAACUGCGUGCUAGUGAGGGAAUGGUCUGCCUCCAGUCGGGAACCAACAAGUUUGCCUCACAGAAAGGCAUGACCUUUGGUGGCGUUCGUCAUGCUGCCGAUAUCAAGGCUGAUGACAUUAGCCUCGAAAGUCAGGGCAUCUGCAGUCUCCAAAUGGGAACCAAUAAGUUUGCUUCACAGAAGGGUAUGUCGUUCGGUUCGGUGCGCCACGUGGCGGACAUUCGUUGUGAUGAUGUUACGAAGGAAGGCCAGGGCGUCAUCACUCUCCAAAUGGGCACCAAUCAAUGUGCGUCUCAAAAGGGUAUGUCGAUGGGUGGAGUGCGUCACGGCGCAGACAUCCGCUGCGACAACAUGUCCCGCGAGGGCCAAUCGACCAUCACUCUGCAGUACGGUACAAACAAAUUUGCCACCCAAUCGGGUAUGACGUCGAUCGGUGCGGUUCGUCACAUCGCGGACAUUCGUGUCGGUGCCAUGUCCGCUGAAGGCGCUUCACACUUAGGUCUGCAGAUGGGCCCAGGGGCGAAACAGGUUGCUACUCAGUCUGGUAUGACCUCGUUCGGCGCUAUCCGUCACAUCAAUGACUCGCAUUGA
This is a messenger RNA of Hydatigera taeniaeformis, 711 nucleotides long. The record is from the annotation of a GenBank genome assembly. NCBI's taxonomy places the organism in Eukaryota, Metazoa, Platyhelminthes, Cestoda, Cyclophyllidea, Taeniidae.